AUGAGCCGUCUUGGCGGAGAACUCGUGGAUGUUGACAUGCGCCUUGAAGUCGAGGGCCUCCGGCUGGCGGAGGAAUGGCAUCAGCUGAAGGUGACCAUCAACUUCGGGCGCCUCCAGCGUGAGCAUGCCAACGCGGAGGCUGAGGCAUCCCUGGCAACCUCCCGUGAAACCAGCGCCCGAGCCUUGGAAGAGGCCAGGGAGGCUGAUCGUCGCCGUGCGAUCGCCGAGGAGCGCAGGCGGGAGCUCCUGGCCUUGAACGCCACUUUGGAGCAGCAGGUGGAGGCGCGCAGGGCCGCCUUCGCGUCGAUGAACGGGACGCCUGCCGAGGAGGAAGAGAUCCAGAAGCGCGAGGAGACGCUGGCGUUGGAAGCCAUGGAGCGUAGCCUCGAGCUUGAGAGGUUGGAGACGAGGGAGCGCCAGGUCGCCCAAGCAAAGGAUGCCGCUAACGCGCGUGAGGCAAGGAUCCAGAAGGAGAUUGAUAGCAGGGUGGCCGAGGCUCGCGCAGAUCUCGUUGGCAGGACUACUGCCCUCAGGUCGGAGUUGGCUGAGGCGGAGCAGCGCGAGAAAGCUGCUACAGCCGCCCUGGUCUCAGUGCAGGCCGAGCUGGCCUCCGCCCGCGCCGAGCUGCUUUCUCUUCAGCAGCGGGUCGCCAGCGCCGAGUCCUUCACGCAGCAGAGCAGGGAGGAAGCGCUCCGACGGCAGACGCUGGAGCGCGUGCACGCCCCCAUGCUCCAAAGCCUCAGGAUCAAAGCCAACGCGGCGCUGGGCACCAUCUGCGACGAAGAUGCCCCUCAUCCCCACUCGAACGAUUACGCGAGUCACCUCCUUUUCAUCACCGAUGUGGUGACAUGCCUGGAGAAUCGAUCCGAGAGGGAUCGCGAGCUUGUUGAAGAGAGGAGCCGUGGCCUGCUCAGGGCCUUCACCUCUGAGGACGACGCGGUGGUGGUCGCUGCGGAUGAAGGUGACGUGGUCGACGAUGGUGAGGGCGAUGCCGGCAAUGGUGACGGUGAUGACAAUGACGGUGAUAGCGACGCCAGCGACGCGCCUGAGGACGAUCCGGAGGAUGCGGUGAGCGACAUGUCCAAUUGA
This is a messenger RNA of Aegilops tauschii subsp. strangulata, 1089 nucleotides long. The record is from RefSeq and is a predicted model, not a curated record. NCBI's taxonomy places the organism in Eukaryota, Viridiplantae, Streptophyta, Magnoliopsida, Poales, Poaceae.